Symbiodinium natans is the source of this 1464-nucleotide messenger RNA. Lineage: Eukaryota; Dinophyceae; Suessiales; Symbiodiniaceae. The record is from the annotation of a GenBank genome assembly.
AUGGCUCCCAUAGAAGCCUUGCAAGGCGAGCUUGAGAAGCUGCUCGAUCAGGAUGCGAGCUGCAUCGUCUUGAAGCCAGUGGCUUUGCGCAAGGAUGCGGCCAUCUCCAGCCAAUUCCUGGGACACCUGGAUGUCGGGCGACGCUGCAAGGUCGUCCAGGCAUCCGCACCAACGUCGGGGGAAGCGCGUCGUGCGCUGGUGGUAGACGAGUCAGGCCGCCAAGGUUGGAUCACGGCCAUCAGCAGAGAGGGCGAGCCUCAUGUAGCCCUGCCGAGCGCAGCAGUCAAGUCACUGUCCGUGCUGUCGCAGGUCACGGUGGGCUCGCAGCUCGAAGUGCUUUGCAUGCUCGCUGUGCGCAGCGGGGAGGCCCUCAGCAGUCCUUUCCUUGACACGCUGCUGCCGCACAGUAGGAUCAAAGUGUUGGAACUGGCCCCCGAGUCUGCAUCUCUGCAGAGGAGGGCCCUGGUGUCAACUCUGAUAGCCGAGCCCAACGAGGAGCACAUCCAGGGCUGGGUCAGCCUCUCCAGCUCCACGGGGGCCCUCUUGGUCAGGUUCAUGAAGGCCGGCACCGCCAUGGCCAAGCUCCCGAAGGGGCACGGCAAGCCUUCUGCCAACGAGGGCAACGACCACGAUGCGACUGAUGCGAGGAAGCGCGUUCACAUGGUGACACGGCUGCUGGAGCUGGCGAGGGCUGGCGACUUGGAGGGCUUCAGGGCGAUUGCUGAGGCCGCGCGCAACAGCGAGGAGCGCUCGCCAAUGUCACCGUCGAAGAAUGCGCACACGCUAAUCAACCGCAGCGACAUCCGUGGUCGCACGGCUCUGAUGUAUGCCUCUGCCAUUGGCAGCCGAGACAUCGUUGAUUACCUCCUGAGCACGGGGGAGGUGUACGUGAAUGCCAUGGAUGACACGCAGAAGACGGCUCUCCAUCAUGCCGCCAAGAGCUCGAAGGCGGAGAUCCUCCGCCUGCUGCUGCGGGCUGGCGCGAUGACGGAUGCUCGUGACCACAACGGCUGCACGGCGCUCAUAUUUGCGGCAGGCACAGGGGACCCGGAUGGUGUGCAGGUACUCCUGGAGAAGGGAGCGAAUCCCAACGCGCGCGACUAUCAGGGGAACAGCGCGCUCUCCUAUGCCCAUGACUUCGAUCACAAGGAGGUCAUGGAGAAGCUCAUCGCGGCCGGGGCUGAGGACGCCGAGGAGGAAGAAGGCGACUCUGUGGUAAAGAGCCGCAAGAAGCGGGUGAGGGCUGAGACUGUGAACCAGGCUGACUUGGCCCACGACUUAACUAUCUUCAAGCUGGAAUAUGAUAUGUUUGGAGAACCUUCCUCGCCCCCAAACGAGGAAGUGGCGGCCAAGUUGGCUGUGCUGGAUGAGGACGAAGAGCUCUCAGAAGAGGACGCCCGUCCGUGGCAGCUGUCGGGGGUGGAUAGCGAUGUUAUUUUGACCCGCGUCCCGGGAAACCUUUAA